Molecule: messenger RNA, 828 nt
Organism: Dunckerocampus dactyliophorus (ringed pipefish)
Lineage: Eukaryota; Metazoa; Chordata; Actinopteri; Syngnathiformes; Syngnathidae
Product: transmembrane protein 182-like
Exons: 5
Coding region: 1-828 (275 amino acids)
Cellular component (GO): membrane
Source: RefSeq, a predicted model, not a curated record
AUGCUCCCAGGCCAGGAACAUGGAGGUGUGCCGGAGCGGCGCCCUCUGACAGGCAACGCGAGCUUAAGUCUGCUUCUCUUCUUCGCUUUAUUCACCGGAACGGUUGGGGUUCUGUCCACACUCUUCUCCUGUGCCACUGACUACUGGCUGUUGGGUGCCGCUGAACUCUGCGACCCAGGACGUGGACCAAGAGACGCUCAGGAUGUUGUGAGGAUCUUCCAUGAGGGCCUGUUCUGGCGCUGUUCCUUGCCAGCACUGUCUCCUAAAUACUCGCUUUGGGAUGUGUGGAUCUUCAAACCGCCGCAUGUAAAAGUGUGCCAUGCCGCUUUCCUCUUCCCGUUCCCUGCAAAGCUACCAUUUUGGGCGGAGCCAGGAGACUCACCUGCCGAGCCCUACGAGCAUCACAGCGCCAUUGUUUUCAGAACCUUCUGGAGCGUCUUCCUAAUUGUGGGUGUGGUCAGUGUGGUCGCUGGUGGGCUCACAGUUGUCUGCGCCGCCCCUCUCACCAAAGACAAGCUUUACAAAGUGGGUGGGGCCCUUCUGCUCUGUGGCGGUGUCUGCCUGCUUGCCAUGGUGCUCAUGUAUCUCACAUGGGUCCAGGUGCUGGACACCCUAGAGGAGUUUGCCCUUCGGCAGCGUGUCGGCGGCUGCCCGACCUUCCACCUCAGCGUCCAGCACGGUCCGUCCUUCCUCCUGGCGCCGGUGGCGUCUUUCUUCUGCCUGCUGUCUGGCCUGCUCUUCCUUGUGCUCGCACGGAGCACUCGCUCUUUGGUGCUGGACCCCAAAGACAAAAGGCCAGAACCUGCAGAGCUUGAAACAGACUUGUAA